GGGUGCGCGAGCAGCCAUGGCCGGCUGAUGGACGGUUGGUGGUCGCCCUCACCGUCGGCCUCGCCGCCGCCGCCGCCCCGCGCCCCGCCGCCGCGCUGCCGCUGCCGACACCCGCUUUCCACCAGCUACAACUGCCUGCCGCAUUAUGACGGUUGGCCUGACGGCGAGGAGGAGUCGACUGGUGGCGCUUUGCGUGAGCGAGAGCUGCGCUCGCUUCACCGCACGGUUCCCGCGCUGCGGCGCCGCGAGCUCGACACCCGUGCCAUCAAACACCACUUCUACCCGGAAGGAGGAUGGGGAUGGAUCGUGUGUGGGGCAGCUUUCCUCGCUCACCUUCUGUCAACUGGACUGCAACUAGCCUACGGAGCACUCCAUGUCUACGCACUGAGGCACCUUGGACCAUCCCCCGACCAUGCUGCGCUGAAAUUCGUUGGCCCAGUUUGGGCUGGUGCAAUAUGCGUUGGAGUUUCUCGUUUCGCCGGUGCGCUGGUCGCCGCGAGGAAACACUCUCCGCGGUUGGCAGCCCUUCUUGGAGGUUUGCUGCUGCCACUAGCAUGUCUCUUCACCUCCUUUGCUACACAACUUCAUCAAACCCUGCUUAGCUAUGGAGUGGUCCUUGGAGUGGGAUGCGGGCUGGUGCGCGAAUCGGCUGGACUGGUCCUGGGCACAUACUUUCGCAGAAGGCGGCAGUUUGUGGAGCUGGUGGCACAUACGGGUAGUGGCGUUGGAAUCGCCCUGUUCAGUGUCGCUUAUAAAGAAGCUGUUGGAAAACUCGGCUGGAGACUUGGACUGCAAGCAGUGACCGGAGUCCUCGUUUUAGCAUUUUUCCUCAGUGCUGUGUACCGAAGCGCCUCCCUUUACCACCCACAACGUCGCGCUAUUUUACAUCUCAAGAACCAACGACGAAAGGUAAAAGAAAAGAAACUGAAAGGCCUAAAAAGACCCCCGCUUAUUGAUUUAAGUCCGCUUCGUUCGCGGCCAGCCAAAGUUUUGUUGUUGUCGGCGGGAUUAGCUGCUUUUGGACUUUACACUCCAGUCUUUUUUCUGGCUUUACAAGGAUUUCAAGAAGGUUUAGAGGAGAGUGCAUUAGUGCUGCUUCAGACAUUUCUGGGGUUUGCUGCAGUCCUCGGGUGCGCCGGCUUUGGGCUCGUGCUGGUGCGUCCAUCGGCUCAGUGCCUCGUCUCGAAGCAGUAUUUAUGCCAAACUGCUAUGUUGGGUAUAGGUAUCUCAAUGCUCGCUCUGAGCAGCGUCGAAGGGUAUCACGGCUACGUACUUUUCGCAUGGAUGUACGGCCUAUGUUUAGGAGGAUUUUUGUACUCUAUGAAGAUGUUGACCAUGGAACGUGUUCGUGGACGUCACUUCACAAAAGUUUGGGGUUUCGUACAAAGCGCCGAAGCGAUACCUGUGAUAGUGGGUGUACCAGUUACUGGAUACAUCAACCAGCAAGCUCCAAGAGCAGGUUUCUACUUUUCUACUGCAGCAACGUUAGCUGGUGCUGUAAUGUUAUUCUUCGUUGGCUUUUCAAAAAGAGAUCCAGAUCCUCAGCCUGCGCCUGCUCCGACAAUAUCACGCCCGGAAGCUUGCCCGUGUGGGACACCGCCACCAAGGUGUGAACCAGCUUGGUGUGCUUGCAGCGCUGGUGGAGCGACAGCGUAUUGCGCCUGGCCGGGGCCGACAUGCAGUUCUCGUCUGCCAAAAUCACUUUCGUACGCUGCUCCUUUGGAUCGCAUGUGCUGCUCAGCAGCUUACCCGCACUAUCCGGAAUGCUGCAGACGCGCACCACUGCGGCCAUCUCGCAGUGUGCCCGAGGGCCUUGCUCGCCGCCCCAGCACCUGGAGUAGAGCGGGCUCAUGUCGCGCCCCAUGCCGCCAUCGCGAGCGACACCUCAUCGAACAAAUUACUACAUCAGUAUGAUAUUGGAUUGAAUUUAUAAGAGUUGUCGCCAUCGUUUCAUGAAAACCGUGGAAACAAUAAACAAUGUGAAGUGUACAUGUAAAUAUUUUGUUCAAGGUAGUUUCAUGAUAAUAAAAGUGAUAGACUAGUACUUUAUAGCAAUAAACCUGAUGAUGAGUGAUUUUUUUCAAGGACGAUUUCGUUUAUCGUGGCUGAUGUCGUGGAUAUGUUUUUUUAAGGUUGUCCAAAUAAGAUGACAAACUUCAUCUAUUUCUAUAAAUUAUGUACACCAAACUUUUAUAUGGAAUCCAGUAGAAUUACGACUAUUAAAUAAUGUUAGAUCAUUUUUCUAAUUCUUGAAUUACUUAUGGGACCUUUUUCGUAGCUAACCAAAUAUUUUAAUAGAACAUAGAAAAAUACUUCUUCAGAUUCUUAUAUAUCUGUGCGUGUCUCCAAAACCUAUUUGUAUCAAAAAUAUAACCCAUCAUUUAAUAAUUUCUAUUUCAAUUGCUUAGAUUUGUUAAAAAUAUU
Hyposmocoma kahamanoa is the source of this 2424-nucleotide messenger RNA. Its product is annotated as monocarboxylate transporter 4-like. The transcript has 10 exons. Gene Ontology annotation, molecular function: monocarboxylic acid transmembrane transporter activity. The record is from RefSeq and is a predicted model, not a curated record. Bases 28 to 1914 code for a protein of 628 amino acids. NCBI's taxonomy places the organism in Eukaryota, Metazoa, Arthropoda, Insecta, Lepidoptera, Cosmopterigidae. Gene Ontology annotation, biological process: transmembrane transport.